AUGACCAUAGACCACUCCUGGACCUUUUUCAAUGAGACUUUGCAACAAAUCGUCGAGCCCACCGAAUCCCAAUGCGACAUCAACGCCUGGCGACAAACAUCCCGUCUCCUUUCAAAGCUCCCAACACCCCAUCUCUACCGCACAAUCUCACGCAGACAUGGGCUUUCUGCGCUCCCAUGGGCUGCCAGAGAUGUCUGCUUGCUGCAUGGCGCAGCUAUCCACGCAACCGACUCGGAAGGGUACACUGCGGCUUUUCUCGCUGCGCGGGACAUAUCACUGGAUUUGCCGGAGAUACUCCUAGACCAGCUGGAUGUGACGCCAAACUCGGUGGUCUACCAUGAGCAGCUGAGCAGGCCGACCUGGCGCACAUGGUUACUGCUCGAGUGGGUGGUGGAAGCGGGAUACGAAGAUGUGGUUGAGUUUCUACUAGCAAGGGGCGAUGUUGACCCUGAUGCAGGUGAGACUGCUACGCCGUUGUGGUGGGCUGCGCACGUGGCUCAACCGAGAAUGGGCAAGUCGAUUUGA
Messenger RNA from Aspergillus calidoustus, 525 nucleotides. Lineage: Eukaryota; Fungi; Ascomycota; Eurotiomycetes; Eurotiales; Aspergillaceae. The record is from the annotation of a GenBank genome assembly.